AGCUUGUGAAAACACCACAAGAUUGGGUAUUUAUUCUUCUCUACCUGACCUUCCUUCUACUCAGGAUCUCUUUUCAUCCUCAUCCUCAACUUCAUCCCAUGAAGCUCCUCUUCAACUAUCAUUCCUACUCCGCUAAGUAAAUCAUGGCAAGCGUCAACGCCGCAGACUGGUGUAUUAUAUGCGACAAACCCAAUACUAGUGUUUGUAACAGAUGCAAAAGUUCCCGUUAUUGCUCGAAAGAGUGCCAGCACGCAGAUUGGCCUGCGCACAAGCUUCUCUGCUCAGCGUUCUCGAAAUUUGAUAUUGGAACACGGCCAAGCAAAGACCAUGUUCGAGCAAUUUCCUUCCCAUUUAAUAAAGAGAGACCCGAAAUUGUCUGGCUUCAUUGCCCAUGGCAUGACGACGACGAUGACGAUUUUCCUUGCCAGUUUCCCGCCUCCGCCCCCAUUGUGGGCAAAGACGCAUUCGGUAGAACCCUGCCGGUUCAAUACAAUCCAUUCUUACAGAGGAAACUCACCGAUACAAUCCAUAUCCUCCACCGCGAUGCCGCCCUCAUCGAUGGAUCGCUUCCUAACAGGAGCGUUGCUGCCGUAACUGCUACUCAACCAUAUCAGACCCUUGAUUGGCGGGGUCCGAUCCUAGCCUAUGGAAUGGUAGGACUAGGUGUUGAUCAAGUUGCUUGUAAAGACAUCGACAUGAACGACUUCCGGCACGUCGCCGACCACCUCGUCGCUUGUGGCAUGGAAUCGAAACCUGAUAUCCGACGGAACGUCGGCGAAAAAGUAAAAGGCGUCAGGAUUAAUUGUCUCGGCGAUCAGAAGAUGUUCAACAAACCCGUCUUCGAAGCAGUUGAGGUCCCAUCCACAGACCCAAUCUUCACAGAACACGAGACUUCUGAUAUUGCGAAACGCAUUGAGUUGCCCAUUUUCACGCGACGCUGUCGACCUUACGCUAAGUGGGCUAAUGAUGAGGAUAAUAAGAUUUUCCAAGGCGCUAGUCCCUUUAAUAACCAGCCAGCUACAUUCUUACAUCUUUGCUGUGACCCGAAUGCUAAGUUCAACGCUCGGACGGGGUCGAUGGGUUGGGGGUGGGCGCCUAUGCAGUGGCAGAAUGGUGCGGGGAGUGCUAUCAUUGUGCGCCAGGAUAAGAAACCCUUAUUCCCACUACACGCGGAGGCGCUGUCUAGGUAUUGUCAGUAUGAUGCUAGGGCGAUACUUGCUCAUUCAAUGGGGGAAUAUGCGCCAGAGGAGCCGAUGCAGAAGAAGACUGCGCUGGCUAUGGUUUGCCGGCCUGCUUUCAUUAUAUCCUGGUACAAGUUGCGGGAGACUAAGAGGAAGGAGGGAGAGGAUACUGAUGCUCCAUACCCCUAUUAUGAUGUUGAUUUCGACUAAAGUAUAGGUCACCUAUUUUAUAGUAGGGGUUAGUAGUAAAACCGCGACGAGUUGACAUGUUUAUCAUCAAUUCUUAUGUAUUCAACUACGCGACAAGAUCUAGCUUUAGCCGAAGAACGGCUCCCCACUUGUAAGUACGUCGUCAGGAUUGCAAGCUCCUCGUAUUAUUGUGAGAUGUUUCUACAGCCACU
This is a messenger RNA of Hypoxylon trugodes, 1582 nucleotides long. RefSeq lists its product as uncharacterized. Lineage: Eukaryota; Fungi; Ascomycota; Sordariomycetes; Xylariales; Hypoxylaceae. The coding region runs from base 144 to 1391 and encodes 415 amino acids. The transcript has a single exon. The record is from RefSeq and is a predicted model, not a curated record.